AUGGUGGCUAGCGAUCCGUGCCAGCAAACGCGCCGCUUUUUCAUAACGGACAAAGAUAGCAAGUUGUCGUUUCUGAUCGAUACGGGUGCUGAUCUCUGCGUUUUUCCACGGUCGUUUAUACAAACGAAAGUCGAGGAAACUACUUACGCUCUUUCGGCAGCAAAUGGCUCAGUGAUUGCCACGUAUGGCGUUUAUGAAAUGUCGCUCAAUCUCGGCCUUCGCCGCGAAUUUCCUUGGAGGUUUGUGAUUGCUGAUGUGUCUCGCCCGAUAAUUGGCGCAGAUUUCAUUACACACUACGGACUACUAGUCGAUCUGCAAGGCGGCCAACUCAUCGAUCGCGAAACAAAUAUAACGACGCGCGGACAGUUUUUCAAAACAGAGCAGCCGAGCAUUAAAGUGAUAACAGGAAACUCGUCUUAUCACCUGCUUCUUGCCAAGUAUCCGGACAUCAAGCGUCCAGACGGCCGCGCCCCAACAGUGAAGCAUAAUACGCGUCACCACAUCAUGACUACGCCUGGUCCACCUGAAGCCGGCAGGCCUCGCCGGCUUGCACCCGAUAAGCUUAUUACCGUGCAAAAGCUUUUCAACACCAUGCUGAAACUGGGAACGGCUCGCCCAUCCUCAAGUAGCUGGGCAGCACCGAUCGCUACCCGGUGCCUCAUAUCAAAGACUUCGCGCAACGGCUACGAGGAAAAAGUGUUUAUUCAAAGAUCGAUUUAG
Molecule: messenger RNA, 720 nt
Organism: Belonocnema kinseyi
Lineage: Eukaryota; Metazoa; Arthropoda; Insecta; Hymenoptera; Cynipidae
Exons: 1
Coding region: 1-720 (239 amino acids)
Biological process (GO): proteolysis
Molecular function (GO): aspartic-type endopeptidase activity
Source: RefSeq, a predicted model, not a curated record